AUGAUGAAACAUUUUGGAAAUUUGGAAGAUUCAAAAAACCUUAAUAAGGAUGAGGUUGUUGAUGUUGACGAUGAGAGGAGAAAGAGGCUGUUGAAGAAGAGGCAGAAACGUCGAGAAGGGAGAACGGUCGAGAACUGUAACACCGCCUGGGUAAGAGGCAGUGGUGAGGUUGUCCCCUGCUCUGGGUACACGGGUAAGAUGCAAGGGUUGCGGCGUUGUCCCACUUGCUCCGUAUUUGAUGUUCUGUCCAAUGGGGGUUUGGCAAUGGCAUGGAGGGAUGGUUGCACUGUUCAGAUUUUACAGCAUAGUAGAUUUUUCAUUGCGGCAUCAGUUCUGACAGCUGGUUCUAAUGAUCCCUAUGGUGUUCUAGGUGUUUAUCUCAGUUCAAAUGAUCAACAUAGAAUGACUCAAUUUGCUGAAUUAACUUCAGUCACCCAACAGUUCGAUGGUAAGUGCAAGGUUGCUUGGCACCAUGGAAUCAGGUGCAAGGAGUUUCAGGGCAGUAAUGGGGAUGUUAUGAUGAUGGGGUUGGCGAAGGAGAAGAGUUGGCAGAGGUGUCCUAAUUGCAAGUUAUACGUUGAGAAAAAUGGUGGGUGCAAAUCCAUGUUUUGUAGGUGUGGAGAGAAUUUCUGUUACAUAUGUGGAAUUAGUCUUCGUCCCCAUAAUAAAUGCUCUUGUAGAAGUGAAUAG
Molecule: messenger RNA, 690 nt
Organism: Arachis ipaensis
Lineage: Eukaryota; Viridiplantae; Streptophyta; Magnoliopsida; Fabales; Fabaceae
Source: RefSeq, a predicted model, not a curated record